Molecule: messenger RNA, 453 nt
Organism: Phytophthora sojae
Lineage: Eukaryota; Oomycota; Peronosporomycetes; Peronosporales; Peronosporaceae
Exons: 1
Coding region: 1-453 (150 amino acids)
Source: RefSeq, a predicted model, not a curated record
AUGGCGACAGGAUCUCAAUCCGCGGUACCAGCAACUCCGAUGAAGUCCGGCGGAACGCGCGGCGACGACUCGACGGCGGUCUUGAUCACACCGCAGCCUGACCCGAUAGCUGAGCGCGACGUCAGCUUCGUCGAGCCGAUGACUGGAUCCGACGCCAAGGAUGAAGAGAUGGAUGAAGAAUACGACGACUACCUGGAGGAGAAGGCGCCUGCGCCAGCGGUGGUGACACCCGAGACUCCGGAAGAUGCAGUGAUGUCCGCCGUGCGCAGCGGAGGCUCGCGCUCUCUGGCGCGAAGUCUUUCGAGCGAGGUGGAAGACGAUGCGCCUCCCAUCACGCGCAACCUCGCGGAUGAAUUGGAUGAUGUGAACAGCCCCAAACGUGCCGACUAUGGCCCGGGUGCAUUUGAAGACAGCGGCAUGGAGGCAUUACAUGCACGUGCCCCGAAGACGUGA